This is a messenger RNA of Rotaria sp. Silwood2, 1425 nucleotides long. NCBI's taxonomy places the organism in Eukaryota, Metazoa, Rotifera, Eurotatoria, Philodinida, Philodinidae. The record is from the annotation of a GenBank genome assembly.
AUGAAUAUUGCUUGUACAAUUUGUUUGGAUCGAUUUUUUCUUUCGUCAAUUAUAUCAGCUUCUCCAUGUGGUCAUUUAUUUCAUGAUAAAUGUUUGGAUCGAUGGCUUAUCGACGAACGAAAAAAAACUUGUCCACAAUGUCGUACAUCAAUUACACCAAAACAAGUUUUAAAAAAACUUUAUUUAAUGGAACCACUCUGUCAAACACAAGUACCAUGUGGUGGUCAAGAUUCUUCUGAGCUUCUUAAUCAAAUUGAAACACAAGAAGCAAAAAUACUCGAUUGUGAACAACGUUGUCGAAAAACUUUACAUGAUUUACAAAAAAGUGAAGAACGACGACAAGCAUUCGAAAAUGAUGUUAUUUCAUUACGAAAACAAUUAACUGAACAAUCAAAUAAAAAUCAACGAAUAAUAAAUGAACGAGAUGCUAAAAUCAAUAUGUUAAUUGAACAAUACAAACAUGUUGAUUUAUCAAAUAAAAAAGAUGAACAAAUUAAAUCUUUACAAACAAAAUUAGCUGAAUAUCGAAAUGUUGAACUAAUUUAUAAAGGUCUUGCCAGUAAUUUUAAAGCUGAAUUACAAAAAAUGGUCGGAUCUUGUCAAACAAUUCAAGAUAAAGAUCGUGUUAUAGAAGAAUUGAUACGUUAUAAUGUUAUAUUAAAAGAGGAACAUAGUAAAAUGUCAGAUGAUAAACAAGAUUUAAUAAGAAAUUUAGAUCGAAUAACUGUACAAUGUGAAAAAAUGCAAUUAGAAAAACGACAAGCACUUAAACGACAAACAACUGCAGCAGACAACACAAAGCAAGAAUUAACAUGUGCUCGUGAACAGCUUGAAUCUUAUCAAUCACGUGUUAAUCAAUUAGAGUCACUUUUACUUCGUACUGCCUCACCUGAUACACGUUCUCUUGCUCGACGUGUCCUUCAUGAAAGUCCAAUGUCUGAUAGUGUUACACAAAAAGUUCGUGUGCGACUUGAAGAACCAUCAGAGCCUAUUCCUAUUCCAGCAGUUGAUGAUGAAAGUGCAAAAGAGGAUGAGACCGAUUCAAAUAUGAUUGAUCUUACAAAUGUUCCUGAACGAACACCAUCACCUGUAUUUUCUACUCAACAAUUUGCAACAACAACAUCAGCUAUUGAUAUUCUUCAUUCAAUAAUUCAAGAAACAACAUCAAGUUUUGAUUUACCGACGAUGAAAAAAACGAAAGUUAGAAAAUUAGAUGAUGAUAUUGAAGAAUGUGAUGAUUAUCUUGUUCGUCCAUUAGUACAAAAUCAAAAUAAUUUUAGACGAACUUUUAAUAAAUUUGGUGGACAUUCAAUACCAAUUACUCGACGUAUAAGUAAUACAACAUUUAAAUCAAAACCAAAAUCAAUUAAAUCGAAACCUAUUUCAACUAAGAACAAUCAUAAAAUAACAACAUUCUUUGUUUAA